AUUUUUCUCUUUUUGUAUGUAAUAUAAUUAAAAUCUUGAUUAGCAUUUGACCAGUUGAAAUACUACUACUGAUCGGUAUCCAUCUUGCUGUCAAAUGUCUGUUUCUCUUCCCCUUUUCGGACCUUGUAUUCCCACCUGCUCUUCAUAAAUUGUGAUUAGUUUGCCGUCUCCUUUAGAAUCAUCCGUUCUCCUUCUUUCAGCUUCUUAUAGAUUGGACCUGUUAUGAUUAAGGAAGUUGGAUGAGCAAAUGAAGGUUUCUGUUUUCCACCAUGAUGUUUGAGUAGAUGAAGCUUCAACUGAAAGUUGCGUUUGCUUGUCUCGUUGGCGUAGUCUGGAUCCAGCAAGGCUUUUGUGAUGAACUUUCCACUAAAUCAGGCAUCAACAAUUGGACAUGUACAUGUUCAGCAUCAUAUCAAGGAAAUCAGAGCUAUACUAAAUCUAAUUGUUCUACAUCCUGUUAUUGCAGUCCAGUAGCCGGUCGACAAAGCAGAGGUACUUGGACAUGUACAUGUUCUACUGAUGGGUUACCAAAAGUUGCUGCUGGCAGUCAAGAUACUACCUGUUUUACAGCUUGCAACUGUACCUCUGGAUCUCUUACUGAUGCUCAAGCUACAAGAAAACAUAUUUCUAGCAAAAUAGUUGUGGUCAUCCUAUUAUGUGUCAUACUCACAACUCUUGCAUUUCUUGCUUCAACAACAUGGUAUCUCUGCAGAAAGGACAAGUGCCCUAUCCAGUCACCAACAUUCUUGUCAGACAGAGAAACAAGUUGCAAUAGUGCUACUAACUUAAUUAGUCAUAGGGCAUCUUCAGUGUCGGAAACUAAAAUCCGUGUUGAUUCCCCUAUUAAUCCUAUAUCAGGGUGUUUUCGCAAGGCUUCUUUCUUGUGUAGGAGCAAAACAGAGAUUAUACAUGGAACUUUAAUCUGUUUUGCAUACUCUGAAUUGGAACAUGCCACCGAUAAGUUCUCCCAUUCAAAUCUUAUAGGACUUGGGGGAAGUAGUUAUGUAUAUCGUGGUCAGCUCAAGGAUGGUACAACUGUGGCAGUUAAGCGACUGAAAGCUCAAGGUGGAACUGAUGCAGACCUCCUUUUUUCAAGAGAGGUUGAGCUGUUAGCAAAACUCCACCACUGUCAUGUUGUGCCUUUGCUUGGCUACUGCUCGGAGUUCCGAGGGAAGCUUUCUGAGAGGUUGCUGGUAUUUGAAUACAUGCCUAAUGGUAACCUGAGGGAUUGUUUGGAUGGAAUUAUGGGGGAAAACAUGAACUGGCAAACUCGUGUUACCAUUGCAAUAGGAGCUGCAAGGGGCUUAGAAUAUCUCCAUGAAGCAGCUGCUCCAAGAAUUUUGCAUAGAGAUGUCAAAUCAACCAAUAUCCUUAUGGAUGAAUUAUGGAGGGCAAAAAUUACUGAUCUUGGUAUGGCUAAACGUUUAAGAGCUGAUGGAGUUCCCAGCAGUUCCAGUUCUCCAGCAAGAAUGCAGGGCACAUUUGGAUACUUUGCACCAGAGUAUGCAAUGAUUGGAAGAGCCUCUCUUAUGUCAGAUGUUUUCAGUUUUGGUGUAGUUCUACUUGAAGUUAUCACUGGUCGGCAACCAAUCCAUAAAACAACCAACAAAGUAGAAGAAAGCCUUGUCUUAUGGGCUACCCCUCUUCUCCAGGAUAGCAGGCGAGUAAUUUCAGAGUUGCCUGACCCACGCUUGAAAGGGAAUUUCCCAGAAGAAGAGUUGCAAAUAAUGGCUUACCUGGCAAAGGAGUGCCUGCUGAUGGAUCCUGAUUCUCGACCAAGCAUGAGUGAGGUUGUACAAAUCCUCUCAACUAUAGCACCAGAAAAAUCCAAAAGGAGAAACAUUCCCGUGAGUCUUUUUCAGAUGUCUUCAAUCCAGAGUGUGACAACUGAUCCAUACAAAGAAAAACCUGACAGUCGAGCUGAAGAUCCUGUUGAUGCAGAGGAAGUACUGAAACGAGACAGGUUGUCAAUUCAACAGUCAGCUUUUGAUGUAGACCGCAACCUUUUUGUUGGAAGCUACAUUGAAGGGGCAGAUAAUAUUUCAACCAAGUAUAUGGAGAGGUUAAUCAUCUCGACUUCAAAAGCUCACAGUUGGGGUGCCGCAGAUGAUGAGGCCGUAGAUUUAACUGAGCCUCGGUUAGAAUCUUUCUGUGUGGAAAAUGUUGAAUCUACUUGAAAGCUGCUCCCUCCCAUUGAAGGCAAAAAAUACUUUGUUCCGGUACAAACUCUUUUGGUUUCUUACACAGAGGAGAAGCAUGCAAGUUUUAGAGGAUUACCCUUUCUAAUGUUGAUUUUUUUAUUCAUUUAGUUUGAAAAUGAAAAAGGAAUCUUGCUCAUAUCUUUAUUUAUUUGUAUUUAAUUGUUCCUGUACAAAAAAAAAAGUUAUAGAAAGCUCGUUUUGUGUUUAUAAUA
Messenger RNA from Populus trichocarpa (black cottonwood), 2413 nucleotides. Its product is annotated as receptor-like serine/threonine-protein kinase NCRK. Gene Ontology annotation, molecular function: ATP binding; protein kinase activity. Gene Ontology annotation, biological process: protein phosphorylation. The transcript is spliced from 11 exons. NCBI's taxonomy places the organism in Eukaryota, Viridiplantae, Streptophyta, Magnoliopsida, Malpighiales, Salicaceae. The record is from RefSeq and is a predicted model, not a curated record. The coding region runs from base 285 to 2177 and encodes 630 amino acids.